AUGGAAACGUUGCAAGAGCCUAAGCUUCCUGCGCCCACAUCGGAGCCACCCACGACUACCUUUUUGAAGUUACCACCAGAGAUCUGCAACAACAUCGUUGCCAAACUUUCACCGUCUUCUCAAAUCUGCCUCAGCCUGACAUGCAAGGAGCUUUACAAGGUCUACUUUAUCGGGAAGAAAUAUCUCAACGGAGCACUCAACGUCACACACAACGUGCUUCACCUGCUGGAGAGGGACCUUCCAGGCUACUACUUCUGUAGCAGCUGCAUCAAACUUCACAGAUGGAAGCUUCGACGUGAUGGCACAGUCAGAUUCAUUGAUCAGUGCAAACAGGGCCCCGAACGGACCGUAUUCAAUCUGCCCUCACGGAUGAACAUCAGAUAUCGGCUGGAUUGGCGCAUUGUCAGGCUUGCGCACUUGCAUCAGAUGUACGGCCAGGAACACGGUGUGCCGCUUUCUUAUCUCGAGAAAAGCAGUCGUACAAAACUUUCACUCGGAAAUCGCUACGUCGAGAAAUGUCGCAGAGCCCUGCUUCACGAGCAUUGGGAGGCCAAGUUCGUCAAAGGAGAUCUGCUCCUGCGUACGACCUACACUCUGACGAGCAUUGAUCGCGCCGAUGAGCCUUGGAAGGAGAUUAUGGAUUUCCUCUCGAAUGAAGUGGAUGGUGACCUUUACUUGAAGGACAUAAACCUCAUUUGCUCCGAGUUCGCCCUCAUGGGUCCUUUUGAGCUAGCAAGUUUCGACUUUGAGGAUCCUGCCGCGGAGGGACCUGUGUAUUUCUCGUGCCGCUGCGAAGGCUAUGAAGCUAACCGGAAACACGAGCGGCUUAGGUGCUGGACAUUUUACGAAGCAAGCAGAAUGCGAGAUGCAGACACCGGCGGAUGGAAGUAUGUCCUCGUGGCGUUUCGGACUCUUUCUUCAAAGCGGAAAUCCGACAGGCAUUCUGACGUGGCCCUUUGUGGAUGGGAUGACCUUGAGUUCAAGCCCGGUGGGAUAAAUCUAUGGGAGGACGAUCAUCGAUGA
Molecule: messenger RNA, 1023 nt
Organism: Pyricularia oryzae 70-15
Lineage: Eukaryota; Fungi; Ascomycota; Sordariomycetes; Magnaporthales; Pyriculariaceae
Exons: 2
Coding region: 1-1023 (340 amino acids)
Molecular function (GO): protein binding
Source: RefSeq, a predicted model, not a curated record